GUCGCUCCUUCCGACCCUACCACACACUCGUUACUAACUGGCUGUGCCUUGAAGAAUAUACUCAUACUCAUUCACCAAUAUGUUCUCUGCUGCAUUCGCAGUCUGUGUCCUGCAACUCUUCGCCGUGUUGGUUGCAUCCGCGCUACCUCUGAAGGCUCUUAUCAAGCGAGACGACUUCCAAGGCGACGCGACGUAUUACGAGACCGGCACGGGGGCUUGUGGAUACAACGACAGCGAUAGCGAUCCCAUCGUAGCCAUCUCACAUCUCAUCUAUGGCGAUGGCAGUAAUUGUGAUCUGUGGAUUCAAAUCACCAACCCCUCCAAUGGUCAAACACAAUACGGACAUGUCCGUGAUGAAUGCGAGGGUUGCGCACAAUAUGACAUUGAUCUGAGUCCGUCACUGUUUCAAAGCCUUGGGGAGGAUCUGUCUGUCGGCCGGUUCGAAGUGAAUUGGCAUUACAUGGAUAAGGACUUUUCCCCGUGAGUGGGCUCAUGUUGCUUGCGUUGCUAGCCAAAUGAAUGGGCUAUAUUCAAUCAGUAACGCAUCAAUGUAUCACACUGGUAGUUGUGUUUAAAUCCGAGAUCUUGGUCGUCCUGUCCGGUC
This is a messenger RNA of Rhodofomes roseus, 604 nucleotides long. RefSeq names its product RlpA-like double-psi beta-barrel-protein domain-containing protein-containing protein. The transcript has 4 exons. Bases 80 to 484 code for a protein of 134 amino acids. The record is from RefSeq and is a predicted model, not a curated record. Lineage: Eukaryota; Fungi; Basidiomycota; Agaricomycetes; Polyporales; Fomitopsidaceae.